AUGAAUUGUCAAAGAGUUCUCACCUACCUGCGGAUAUUCGGCACCACCAUGUUCGGCGUGUCCCUCCUGGUGGGCAUCUCCACAGCCUACAUCAUGGGCUACCAGUUCUUCACCACAGCCCGCAAUCAUCUAUCCUUUGGCCUGUAUGGUGCCAUAUUGGUUGUCCACCUCAUUAUCCAGAGCCUGUUUGCGCUCUUAGAGCACCGAAACAUGAGGCGGUCCUUGGAAACGCCGAUCAAACUGAAUAAAUCGCUGGCGUUGUGCAUUGCAGCGUAUCAAGAGGACCCAAACUACCUGAAGAAAUGCUUGGUGUCAGUGAAGAGGCUGACGUACCCGGGCAUCAAAGUGAUCAUGGUGAUUGACGGGAACAAUGAAGAUGACUUGUACAUGAUGGAGAUUUUUAAAGAGAUCAUGGGAUGGGAUAAAGUAGCCACAUAUGUGUGGCGGAGUAACUAUCACAGCAGGGGGCCCGAGGAGACGGAUGAGAGCUAUGCUGAGAGCCUUCAGCACGUCUCCAAGUUAGUGCUGAACAACAAGUGUUUGUGUAUCAUGCAGAAGUGGGGAGGGAAGAGAGAGGUCAUGUACACAGCCUUCAAAGCACUGGGGAGGAGCGUGGACUAUGUGCAGGUGUGUGACUCAGACACCAUGCUUGACCCAGCUUCAUCAGUGGAGAUGGUAAAGGUUUUAGAAGAAGACCCCAUGGUAGGAGGUGUUGGAGGAGAUGUACAGAUCCUAAACAAAUAUGAGUCGUGGAUCUCCUUCCUGAGCAGUGUACGGUACUGGAUGGCCUUCAACAUUGAGCGGGCAUGCCAGUCCUACUUUGGCUGCGUGCAGUGCAUCAGUGGGCCUUUAGGGAUGUACCGAAACUCCCUCCUGCACGAGUUUGUUGAGGACUGGUACAAUCAGACCUUCAUGGGAUCCCACUGCAGUUUUGGGGAUGACCGCCAUCUCACCAACAGAGUUCUCAGCCUUGGGUAUGCAACCAAAUACACUGCACGGUCAAAGUGCCUCACAGAAACACCCAUUACAUACUUGCGGUGGCUCAAUCAGCAGACUCGAUGGAGUAAGUCAUAUUUCAGAGAAUGGCUUUACAACUCCAUGUGGUUUCACAAACACCAUCUAUGGAUGACUUAUGAGGCUGUGAUCACGGGGUUCUUCCCGUUUUUCCUUAUCGCCACUGCAAUCCAACUCUUCUACCAAGGAAGGCUCUGGAAUAUUCUGUUGUUUCUUCUCAUUGUGCAGGCAGUGGCGCUGAUCAAGUCGGCUUUCGCCAGUUGCCUCAGAGGUAACAUUGUCAUGGUGUUCAUGUCUUUCUAUUCUGUACUGUACAUGUCAAGCCUGUUGCCAGCUAAAAUGUUUGCAAUAGCAACAAUCAACAAGUCUGGAUGGGGGACCUCUGGAAGAAAAACAAUAGUGGUGAACUUCAUUGGCCUGAUUCCUAUAUCAGUAUGGUUCACCAUUCUCUUUAUUGGGAUUAUUUACACAAUAAUCCUGCAGACUAAAAAACCUUUUCCUGACUCAGAAAAGAUUGUUCUGGUCAUAGGGGCAGUUGUUUAUGCCAGUUACUGGGUCAUGCUUUUGACUUUGUAUACAGUGCUCAUAAAUAAGUGUGGGAAGAGGAAGAAGGAACCACACUACGAUAUGGUGCUGGAUGUAUGA
Messenger RNA from Scomber scombrus (Atlantic mackerel), 1659 nucleotides. It is a transcript of the gene has2, whose product is annotated as hyaluronan synthase 2. Bases 1 to 1659 code for a protein of 552 amino acids. Gene Ontology annotation, molecular function: hyaluronan synthase activity. The transcript is spliced from 3 exons. Gene Ontology annotation, biological process: hyaluronan biosynthetic process; extracellular matrix assembly. Lineage: Eukaryota; Metazoa; Chordata; Actinopteri; Scombriformes; Scombridae. The record is from RefSeq and is a predicted model, not a curated record.